Messenger RNA from Trichogramma pretiosum, 1621 nucleotides. Its product is annotated as transforming growth factor beta regulator 1. NCBI's taxonomy places the organism in Eukaryota, Metazoa, Arthropoda, Insecta, Hymenoptera, Trichogrammatidae. Gene Ontology annotation, cellular component: nucleus. The transcript has 5 exons. The record is from RefSeq and is a predicted model, not a curated record. The coding region runs from base 458 to 1477 and encodes 339 amino acids. Gene Ontology annotation, biological process: regulation of cell cycle.
CUUAUAUACCAUAUUAAGAUGAAAAGUUUAACGAGCCUUUUUUUCAUCCUUGCUUUAUUUUCCGCUCUAAUUUAUAUUUAGCACCGAUGCGUUAUAACCGACUGACGUCAUUCGUUGACAGCGCUUUCUUAAAUUCAGUACGGGGGUUGUUUUCUUGCGAUACAAAUAUAUAAUACGGAACAACCACUUGCGAGUUGUGAGUGUAUACUGUACAGUUAACAGUAGUCAAUACAAAAAAGAUCACUGCGCACAAUGCACUGCGCCUGUACAGCAGAAGCUUUCUGCAACGCCAAUGUCAAACCGCAUCCCACAGCAGCGGUAAAUGUCAAUGGCUCUGUUAUUGUUUUCUAGAGGUUAUCCUCGCAGAGCUUUUGUAUAAACACGAUUUUGACGCGCUUCGUUGUACACGUAAAUACUGAACGUUGAGAAAAAAUAGUGAUUAUUCUAAACGUCAAGCAUGUCGAACGCGUACGGCACCACUAAUUACAGUGGAACCUACCGAAAUAAGGAUUAUCAAGAGAACCUUUUGUACAAGAAGAAACUGAAGCGAUUGAAAAAAUGGAUAAAAAAUCUAGUGUUUGAAAAUUCAGCUCUCUGUGAUCAAGUUGCAGACAUGCAAAACAGUCUUGCUGUUAGCAAAGAAGAACGCUUAAUGUUAGUAAAAAAACUUAAUUUAUUUCAAGGAGAAAUUGAACCUCCUACUUUGACCACUAAAACACAAAUUGGAAACUCCAAUUCACCUGUGCCUCCUAUUGAAAUCAGUACCCCUAAGAAAAUUGUAAAAAAACGAACUCCAACAGAAGUAUCAGAAGCUAAGCAAAAACCAAAGAAAAAUAGCAAGACAGCACGAAAAGUUGUCCAACUAAUACCAUUAGAUGUUCAUGGCAGACCAAUAUUUCCUAUAUCCUUAGGCGAUCUAACGGUGUUUUCUUUGGGAGAUGUUGUAGCUGAUAAACCAGCUUAUCAUACAGAAGAUCUCAUAUUUCCAAUAGGUUAUUGCAGUACUCGAGCUUAUGCUAGUCUUAAAGAUGCUAGAGUUAAAAGUUUAUAUACUUGUAAAAUUUUAGAUGGAGGAUUUAAACCAAGGUUUGAAAUUGUUUCGGAUAGUGAUUUAGAUCAACCUUUAGUUGGAUCUACUCCUGAUGAAUGUCAUUGGAGAUUAUUAUCAGCUAUUUCGCCUAGCUUAAGUUCUAUAACUCCUAAAGGAGCAGAUUUUUUUGGCAUUUCUCAUCCAACUAUUCAAAAUCUUAUUCAAAGUUCACCAGGGACUCGAAAAUUAGCAAAUUAUAAGCAACAAAAAUUUGCAAUUAAAAAAAGCUUGUCAGACAGAGACACAAGUCCUGCAACUGAGGAAGAAAACGAUCCAAGCCUAGAUUUUACAGCCUUACACCGGCAUUACUCUCUAACUUCUGUAUAUCCUGCUAUUAAACAAGAAAUUCCUAAUGACAUAAUACAUUUUCAAGGACUUCUUUCUUAAUGAUUGCUUAAACAAAUUAUGAAAUUCUAAAACGAAAUUUAAUUUUAAGGAUUGAGUAUGUACAUAAUGAGAAAUUAACUUUUUCAAGUAUAAUUAGUGUAAAAAAUGUUUAUUCAAUUAAAUAGAUCAUACAAAAAAUUCUUG